AGUGGACCAUAAAAGCUCAGAGGUUACCACUGGUCAGUCUUCCAAACAGCGUCAAACACAGCUGGACUCUAUAUUUAUGCUGCUGGAGGAGAACAUUGUAAUUUUUUUGAAGAAAGAGCUUAAGAAGAUCCAGAGGGCUCUGAGUUCAGAUCACCCCGAAAGCUUAGAGAGUCAGAGUGAGGAAGAGGAGUUGUUGGAUGGUGAGGACGAAAAGCAGAGGAGGAGCAGCAGAGAGGCAUUUCUGACGAUCACACUGCACUUCCUGAGGAGAAUGAAGCAGGAGGAGCUGGCCGAGUGUCUGCAGAGAAGAAUUAUUGUUCAAGUCUGUCAGCGUGAACUUAAAUCCAACCUGCAGAAGAAGUUCCAGUGUGUGUUUGAGGGCAUUGCUAAAGCAGGAAACCCAACCCUUCUGAAUCAGAUCUACACAGAGCUCUACAUCACAGAGGGGGGGACUGCAGAGGUCAAUGAUGAACAUGAGGUCAGACAGAUUGAAAAAGCAUCCAGGAAACCAGACAGACCAGAAACAACAAUCAGACAAGAAGACCUCUUUAAAGCCUCACCUGGAAGAGAUGCACCAAUCAGAGCAGUGAUGACAAAGGGCGUGGCUGGCAUUGGGAAAACAGUGUUAACACAGAAGUUCACUCUGGACUGGGCUGAAGGCAAAGCCAACCAGAACAUACAGUUCACAUUUCCAUUCACUUUCAGAGAGCUGAAUGUGCUGAAAGAGAAGAAGUACAGCUUGGUGGAACUUGUUAAUCACUUCUUCACUGAAACCGAAGACGCAGGAAUUCGCAGGUUUGAUCAGUUCCCGGUUGUGUUCAUCUUUGACGGUCUGGACGAGUGUCGACUUCCUCUGGACUUCCUCAACAAUGAGAUCCUGACUGAUGUCACAGAGUCCACUUCAGUGGAUGUGCUGCUGACAAACCUCAUCAGGGGGAAGCUGCUUCCCUCUGCUCGCCUCUGGAUAACCACACGACCUGCAGCAGCCAAUCAGAUCCCUCCUGAAUGUGUGGACAUGGUGACAGAGGUCCGAGGGUUCACUGACCCACAGAAGGAGGAGUACUUCAGGAAGAGAUUCAGAGAUCAGGAGCAGGCCGGCACCAUCAUCUCCCACAUCAAGACCUCACGAAGCCUCCACAUCAUGUGCCACAUCCCAGUCUUCUGCUGGAUCUCUGCUACAGUUCUCGAGGACAUGUUGAAAACCAGAGAGGCAGGAGAGCUGCCCAAGACCCUGACUGAGAUGUACAUCCACUUCCUGGUGGUUCAGGCCAAAGUAAAGAACAUCAAGUAUGAUGGAGGAGCUGAGACAGAUCCACACUGGAGUCCAGAGAGCAGGAAGAUGAUGGAGGCUC
This is a messenger RNA of Notothenia coriiceps (black rockcod), 1352 nucleotides long. RefSeq names its product protein NLRC3-like. NCBI's taxonomy places the organism in Eukaryota, Metazoa, Chordata, Actinopteri, Perciformes, Nototheniidae. The record is from RefSeq and is a predicted model, not a curated record. The annotation marks the transcript as partial. The transcript has 3 exons.